AUGACUAUUAAACCAGAAUAUAGGGAUGAACUUUGCGUCACGCUUUUGACUGAAUUAUUGGCGUACCAGUUUACGUCUCCUGUCAGAUGGAUUGAAACUCAAAAUGUCAUUUUGAAUGAUUUCAAAGCAGAACGAAUUAUUGAGGUUGGCCCUUCUCCAAUUUUAGCGAACAUGGCAAAGAGAACCAUAAGUGCCAACGAAUCUUGUGAAAUGGCUAAGGCUUCGCUUCUCAGAAAAGAAGUUUAUUGCACUUCAAAUCAUCUGGACAAAAUUUAUUACAAUGGCGAGCCACCUAUGGUGAUGAAUAAAGAAAAUGAGAAGCAAAAUGUUGGUCAAUUAGUUGCAGUACCAGAAACGGCUUCUCCUUCCCCGUCUUCUAAUUUAAGCACAGUGGAUUCAAGACAUCGAUUGAACAUUGAUGUCAAAUUGAAUGCAGAACACUUGGCGAAAGCCAUAGUUUCAAGUAAGCUUCGAGCUUCAAGAUACUCUGAGCUCAAUAUGACUAAAAGUCUGAAAGAAUUAUGUCAUGGAAAAUCCACUUUGCAAAAUGAAAUAAAAUCGGAUCUUAUCAAAGAAUUUGCAACUUUUAGUGAAGACAAUAUCGAAGAUACAGCCUUAUUGGAUAUCUGUUCGGAUAUAACCGUAGAUGGCUUGGGACCUGUGGUACUUCCUCAAGUCAUGAAAUUUGUUGGAAAGAAUCUUACUGGUCGCUUUUCGACCUUGAAAUAUCUCAGGGCCUAUUUAACAAAUGAAUGGUCUAUGGUAGAUCCGAACCCAUUUUUGGUUUACCUCACGUAUAGUAAUGAUUCGAUUAGUCAUAAUUGCACCUCAGAAACCAUAUGCAAGGAGCUUAUUGAUAAAUGUUGCCACUCGUUCGCUGCUAGUGAAAAUGCGUUUGUCAUUUAUAAUCCUGUGUCUACAGAAAAUUCAGAUGAUAUCGAGUUGCUGAAACCAUCUACUAUCAGCAUGGAACAGUUUGGCUCUUUCAAGGACCAACUCUGCAGAUUACAUACGGAACAGAACAACAUCCUCAGUACGCAUAUCUGUGAACAUUCUAAUAGAGCAACGACCACUACAAACGAGGAAUUGCAGCAAAUGAAGGAUAAGAUGACAUGUCUUGAGAAUGAAUUUGGGAAGGAUCUUUUGAACAAUUCUAUUGAUCUGAUGUUUUCCUCAAAGAAAGUUCGAGUAUAUUCUUCAUCGUGGAAUUGGGUUAGACAAGAUGUAUUGAAUUUCUGCCAUCUUGAUCUGACUGAAACCACGAGGAACUCUCUUACUGAUAUUCGCAAAAAAAUGAAGGAUAUCCAAAACCGUGUUGACCCUAUCUCACUGAAAAUGCUUCAAUAUUUUGUAGAUAAUCAGUGUCAUGAUGGGCCAAAGAAAGAGCUGCUGAAUGUACUUAUCAAGGAUUGUGUAAAUAUCAUUAAGUUGAAUCCAGUUUAUUCUGGAGAGUUGGAAUCUUUUGGGUUUCAAAUUGUUGAAAACGGAAACUCAAAGGUAAUAGACGAAAAAGUCAACCUGGAAGUCUAUAUCAAAACUAUGUCCUUAGGAAAAGGCACAAACGAGGUUCAAAAAAAUACUUCUGUUGUCUCAUCCAAGUUGGAUAUAGAUGUUUCCAGUUAUUAUAAGAUUGAAACUGAUCUCUUUCAAGUUUAUUCAAAGAUUAUACAAUAUGCUCUAGCGUCAUCCAAUUCAAAUCCAAGUGAGUUGUGGGGUCAAUUCAAAUCCUUAUACGAGCAGAUCCUAAUAUUCCUAAAAAAUUCUGAUCAGAUCGCGUCGUACUUCAGGGCCAUUGUGUCUGAUGCUCUUUCUGCCAUCAACAAACCAUUGUAUUCUAAGACUGAAAAUAUUCUUGUUGAAGACUAUUCGGUGGACUCUUCCUCAGAUGAUGAAUCUGAAACUUCUGCUGAUGAAGAAACUGUUGUUUCUGAGACAGCAAAAUCUCACUCCAUAUUGCCCAAAAAGGAGAAAUCUAUAGAUUCAUGUGCAAUACCCGUUGGUGUCAUCCCUUUUUUGCAUAUCAAAAGACACUCUCAUACCAAUGAAAACUGGGUAUAUGAUAAAUCGAAUACUCAAGUCUUCCUUAAUAACUUAUUAAAUAUUGGGAGAAAUGGUAUAUCCCUGAGAGGCAAAACUAUAUUACUAUUAGUUUCCCACUUUGGAAAUGAUUUCACUCGGGAAGUAAUCAAAGCUUUGGUCCAAACAGGCGGAACUGUUCUUCUGGCUACAGAUGACUACAAAUUGGAGACUACGAGGACUCUACAGAAAAUUUAUCAUCAACAUGGUGCUAAAGGUUCACAUCUUGUUGUAUUGCCAUUGAAUCACGCUUCUCAAGUAGAUGUUAAACGCUUGUGUGAUUAUAUUUAUUCGAAAUAUGGCGAUAUAGACUACCUGCUGCCGUUGAAUGCGCCAAAGCGAGAAAAAAGUGUGUUCGAUGUAAGCUCUGAAGAUGAGCUGCAAAUGAGGGCCACUAUUCUCAAUGUGCUGCGAUUAUUAGGCAACAUCGUAAGGAUAAAGAAAAGCAAGAAGAUAGAGACUCGACCAACGUUUGUUUUGUUGCCACUGUCACCGACAUUUGGAUCUAAACCUUGUAAUGGAUUUCUGUCAGAAUCUUAUUCGUCACUUAAUAAAGUGCUUGACAUGUGGCAUAUUGAAGAUUGGAAAAACGAGAUUAGUAUUUGUGGAUGCGUUUAUGGAUGGACCAUUGAAACUGGUGAAGACAUGGAUAUCUCCGUUACAGAUUUAGAACACUUGGGAAUUAGGACAUUUUCUCCAAGUGAGAUGGCUUUCAACGUACUUGGUUUGCUCACUUAUGACAUUGUUUCUUUGUCCCAAGACUCUCCAAUAGUGGCUGACCUUAAUGGCGGUCUACAUACUCUACCUAGCGUGAUGCCCGUCUUGAAUGCGAUGAAAGCACACACCUUUGAACAGAACCUAAUCAAAAAAACGCUUCAAGCCGAGACACAUCUUGAUUUUAGCAAUAAGAAAAAAGAGUCCAUUGUGAAUGCAACCGUGAUUUCGCCAAGGGGAAAUAUCAGUAUUGAUUUCCCUGCGCUCCUGAACUACUCUGAAUUGCAUGGCAGCUUCAAUGGCUCUUCCCUGGAAGGGUUGAUCGAUUCUUCUCAUAUGGUUGUUGUGACAGGUUUUUCUGAGAUAGGACCUUGGGGGAAUGCGAGAACAAGAUGGGAAAUGGAGAGUAGUGGCACUUUUUCUUUGGAGGGCUGUAUAGAGAUGGCAUGGAUUAUGGGGCUCAUUAAGUAUGAAAAAUCAAAUGAUUAUUGUGGAUGGGUUGACUCUAAAAACGGGGCACCUGUAGAGGGAUUGCAUAUUAAAGAAAAAUAUGAACCUACUAUACUUAAACAUGCCGGUAUAAGAAUCAUAGAGCCUGAAUUAUUCUGCGGGUAUAACCCAUCUAAAAAGCAAAUGCUGCAGGAGGUAGUAUUAAAUUUUGACCUGCAGCCUGUACGAACGUCUGCUGAGCUUGGAGAACAAUACAAACUCGAGCAAGGUGAAAGGGUGGAAAUAAUCCCGCUAGAAGAUGAUGAAUGCCUCGUUCACUUCUUAAAAGGAGCUUUGUUAUACGUUCCAAAAGCAUUAGAUACACAGAGAACGGUCGCAGGCCAAAUACCUAGUGGGUGGGAUGCUAGAUCAUACGGUUUACCCGAUGAAAUUGUAUCGCAAAUCGAUCCAAUUACUCUUUUUUCCUUAGUUUCCACAGCAGAGGCUUUGAUUUCUUCGGGGGUAACAGAUCCUUAUGAGAUGUAUAAGUAUGUGCAUGUCUCUGAAGUUGGGAAUUGCGUUGGUUCUGGCAUAGGUGGAAUGAAGUCACUACAAGCUGUUCAGUUACUGAGAAACAAAGGUGAAAAUAUUCAGAGCGACAUUUUGCCAGAAACAUUUGUAAAUAUGACUGCCGCCUGGAUUAACAUGCUGCUAAUAUCAUCUAGUGGACCUAUAAAGACACCGGUAGGAGCCUGUGCUACUUCUGUAGAGUCAUUGGAAAUAGGCUACGAAACUAUUAGAGCCGGAAAGGCAAAGAUAUGUAUAGUUGGUGGUGUUGAUGACUUUCAUGAAAGUGUCUCGCACGAAUUCGCUAACAUGGGUGCAACUUCCAAUUCGACUGAAGAAAUGGCUAGCGGCCGUGAGCCCCAAGAAAUGUGCCGUCCAGCAACUUCAACAAGGAACGGGUUCAUGGAAUCACAGGGUGCAGGUAUUCAAAUUAUUAUGAGAGGUGAUCUGGCUAUUCAGAUGGGAGUUCCUAUUUAUGGAGUGGUAGGAUUGACUUCGACAGCGUCAGAUAAAAUAAGCAAAUCGCUACCCGCACCAGGAAAAGGUAUCCUAACCUGUGCUAGAGAACUAUCAAACAAGCCACGAUUCAAUAUUUCCAAGCUGGACAUCAAGUAUAGAAAGAGGCAAUUGGAAUUUAGAAUAAAAGAAAUAAACAAUUGGCGUGAACAGGAGAUACUUUUGGGAUCUUAUCCUGGACUAGUUGAUGAGUUAGUGCAAAAACAAAUUGUGGAAGCCAAGUCUCUUUGGGGUUCGGAUUUCUGGAAAACUGAUCCAAAUAUUGCUCCAAUCAGAGGCGCUCUAAGCGUUUUUGGUCUUUCAGUUGAUGAUUUAAAUGUGGUGUCUUGUCAUGGGACAUCGACAAAGGCUAAUGAAAAAAACGAGUCACAAAUCAUUGACAAAAUGAUGGAACACCUGGGAAGAACAAAAGGAAACCCCUUGCCUGCGGUAUUUCAAAAGCAUCUUACCGGUCAUCCCAAAGGGGCAGCUGGUGCCUGGAUGCUGAACGGAUGUUUGCAAAUGAUGAAUAGCUCUGUCAUUCCAGGAAACAGGAAUGCGGACGAUAUUGAUAGUUCGUUUCAGCAUUUUGAACAUUUGCUUUUUCCUUCAGCAUCUCUUCGUGUAGGUGCCGUGAAAGCUUCUAUGUUAACGUCGUUUGGUUUCGGGCAAAAGGGAGCAAUGGCACUUGUUUUCAAUCCAAAUUAUCUAUUGGCCUCCCUAUCUGAGGACGAGUACACUUUGUAUGCCCAGAAAAGGGCACAAAGAGAGAGAAUUGCUCAAAACUUUUUCGUACAUGGACUGGUUAAUAAUAAUAUAGUUCAAAUUAAGACCUCUGCACCUUAUAGCAAAGAGGAAGAGGAACGCGUUUAUCUGGAUCCAUUAAUAAGAUUUCCUGUUAAUCAUUAG
Molecule: messenger RNA, 5190 nt
Organism: Zygotorulaspora mrakii
Lineage: Eukaryota; Fungi; Ascomycota; Saccharomycetes; Saccharomycetales; Saccharomycetaceae
Exons: 1
Coding region: 1-5190 (1729 amino acids)
Biological process (GO): long-chain fatty acid biosynthetic process
Cellular component (GO): fatty acid synthase complex
Molecular function (GO): holo-[acyl-carrier-protein] synthase activity; fatty acid synthase activity; 3-oxoacyl-[acyl-carrier-protein] synthase activity
Source: RefSeq, a predicted model, not a curated record